AUGGAGAAGAAAUCCAAGUCCGCAACCCAAGUCCUCCUGUCAUGUUCACAACAAAGCGUCUGGUGUCGAAGGCCAUUUGGGUCAAAAUUGCUCGCGUAUUCAGGUCUCUGCGAAGCAUUUGAUGUUUGCCUCUCCGUUCUUCAAGAGGCUGCUUACUGGGUGCUGGAAAGCAGCGUUGCAUACUUCCAGAAGGGUUCAGUUGAGAUCACCGCGGAAGGCUGGGAUGUUGAAGCGCUCAUGAUAGUAUUUCAAGCCAUUCACGGCCAAUACUCCCACAUGCCCCGAAAGCUGACCAUGGAGAUGCUUGCGAAGACUGCUGCUAUUGAAGACUAUUGCGAAUGCCGGGAAGCUCUGGACUUUCUGGCGGAGCUGUGA
This is a messenger RNA of Penicillium diatomitis, 375 nucleotides long. RefSeq lists its product as uncharacterized. The coding region runs from base 1 to 375 and encodes 124 amino acids. The transcript is spliced from 2 exons. The record is from RefSeq and is a predicted model, not a curated record. NCBI's taxonomy places the organism in Eukaryota, Fungi, Ascomycota, Eurotiomycetes, Eurotiales, Aspergillaceae.